AUGUUAUUGUCAAACCUUGUUAUUCCCUUAUUAGCUACCAGUGCUACUGUGUCAGCUACAUUUGAUGUCACUUCUUCAUUAACCAAAUAUGCUGCAUUUGAUUUUGGUGUUGGUGACAUUUCCAUUCAAAAGAGUGCUUCAUUUUCUUUAAUCAACACUUUUGAUUGUGCUUUCCAAGGUGAUAUUAACAUCGAAAAAGAUUGUGAGUUCCUUAUUGCUUCUACUGCUAAAGCCUUAAAACUUACCUUUAACAACAUUUUCCACAAGAUUGAAAACAAGGGUAAAUGGAUCGUUCACACCUUAGAGUCUGCCGCUGCUAGUACAUGUAAUAUUAUUGUCAAGUCUUUUGUCAACACUGGUGAAAUCAUUUUGGCUUUCAAAGGUCACGUUUUGGCUCCGAUCAUUAACAUUGCCGCUUCCCAUUGGGUAAAUCACGGUUGUUUACAUCUUUUUCAAGAAAUCAAAUCAAUCUCUGUCGCCAUUUUGGGUGUUGUUGGUGGCACAAUUGAAAACCAUGGUACUAUUUGUUUAACCAACCAGCUCUGUAAACAAGUAACAAAAAUUAUUGGUAGUGGGUGUAUUGCCUUGGAAAAAUCUUCUUCAUUCUUUAUUUCCAACUCAUUCUUGUCAAUUGAUGCUCAACAUACUUUCUACUUGGGUGAAGGUAACCCAACUAUUCAAGCUCAAGCAGUGUCACUCCCACAAACAUUCAAGGUUGCCAAUUUUGGUGCUAAUGGUUCUCAUAAAAUUGGUUUGAACUUGCCUUUGUUGUCUAUUACUAUUGCUGGGAAAAAAGGUUGGUCUUACGACACCAAAACUGGUAUUUUGACAUUGACUGCUAAUGGAUUCAUUUCCCAAAAGUUUGACAUUGGUCUUGGUUACGAUCCUUCUAAGUUUGAAGUUUGUACUGACAAUUCAGUUGGUAUUGUUUCCGUUAUCAAAGGUUCUAUCAAAUACAAUGGUCCAUGUCCACAUGCUGGAAGACCAUCAGUGUGUCAAAUUUGUCCAGGCGUUCCAACUCCUCCAGUUAUUACAUCAAGUGCCACCGCUAUCACAAGCACCCAAUCAAAAACUACUAGUUCCUCAUCCACUUCAAGUAUUGCUACUACUAGUACUACCAGUAGUAAACCUAAGCCUACUACUGUUUCUACUAGCUCUAUUGCUUCUACAACUACUCCAGAUGGAUCUUACUCCACCUCAUUCGUCACUGUUACUGCUGAAACCACUAAGGUUGUUACUAUCACUUCUUGUUCUAACAAUGCUUGUCAUCCAACAACUGCUCCAACUGGUCUUACUGUCGUCACACUUACUACUUCUGAUGUCAAAACUGUUGUCACUACUUACUGUCCAUUGACUCAAACUGUUACUUUGGGUGUUACCGGUACCAAGACUGUCGAUUUGGGUUGCCCAACCGGUUACUUUGGUUACAACGGGUACAUUGGUAAAGGUGUUAGUAUCGGUCAUGGCGGUGCUGCUGCCAGUGCCAGUGCUGGUUUCCAAAUUGGAUUUGAUAUCUUCAAAAAUCACCACUUUUAA
Candida albicans SC5314 is the source of this 1536-nucleotide messenger RNA. It is a transcript of the gene IFF11, whose product is annotated as Iff11p. The record is from RefSeq and is a predicted model, not a curated record. Bases 1 to 1536 code for a protein of 511 amino acids. The transcript has a single exon. NCBI's taxonomy places the organism in Eukaryota, Fungi, Ascomycota, Pichiomycetes, Serinales, Debaryomycetaceae.